This is a messenger RNA of Panicum hallii, 1653 nucleotides long. Its product is annotated as trehalose 6-phosphate phosphatase RA3-like. Bases 107 to 1156 code for a protein of 349 amino acids. Lineage: Eukaryota; Viridiplantae; Streptophyta; Magnoliopsida; Poales; Poaceae. The record is from RefSeq and is a predicted model, not a curated record. The transcript is spliced from 10 exons. Gene Ontology annotation, molecular function: trehalose-phosphatase activity. Gene Ontology annotation, biological process: trehalose biosynthetic process.
UUUCUCGCCAGGCCUCCGCGUUGCUGGUUCGGGCGUUUGCCUGGUUGCCACUGCUUCUUUGAAUUACCUUCUUUCUCUCUGCCCCCAGGCCUCCCUCGGCUCCGCAAUGACGAAGCACACCGCCUUCGCCGCCGAGGACGCGGUCGUCGCGGCGCCGGCGCCCGCGCAGCCCGGGCGGCGGUUCACGUCGUACCCGCCGUCGAGCUGCAGGACGGCCGCGGCGCAGCGCAUGGACGCCGGCGCCGCGGGCGCGGCCGCCAGGGCCACGGGGUCCUGGCUCGAUGCCGUGCCGCGCCGCGCCGAGCACGACGACUGGAUGGAGAAGCACCCGUCGGCAUUGGCCGGGUUCGAGUCGGUGCUGGCCGCGGCGAAGGGGAAGCAGGUCGUGAUGUUCCUCGACUACGACGGCACCCUGUCGCCCAUCGUCAAGGACCCCGACACCGCCGUCAUGACCGAGGAGAUGCGCGACGCGGUGCGAGGCGUGGCCGAGCACUUCCCGACGGCGAUCGUGAGCGGGAGGUGCAGAGACAAGGUGUUCAACUUUGUGAAGCUGGCGGAGCUGUACUACGCCGGGAGCCACGGCAUGGACAUCAAGGGGCCCACGCCGGAGUCCAAGCACGCCAAGGCAAAGGCCGAAGCUGUUCUGUGCCAGCCGGCGAGCGAGUUCCUGCCCGUCAUCGACGAGGUGUACCGCGCGCUGACGGCCACGACGGCGGCGAUCCCUGGCGCGACGGUGGAGAACAACAAGUUCUGCCUCUCCGUCCACUUCCGCUGCGUCCAGGAGGAGAAAUGGCGUGCUUUGGAGGAGCAAGUGCGGUCGGUGCUCAAGGAGUACCCGGACCUCCGGCUCACCAGAGGCAGGAAGGUCUUGGAGAUCCGACCCUCCAUCAAGUGGGACAAGGGCAACGCACUCCAGUUCUUGCUGGAGGCUCUAGGUUUUGCGGACAGUAACAAUGUUUUCCCGAUCUAUAUUGGAGACGAUCGCACUGAUGAGGACGCGUUCAAGGUGCUGCGCAACAUGGGACAAGGGAUCGGAAUCCUUGUGUCCAAGAUCCCCAAGGAGACCAGCGCAUCCUACUCCCUGCGCGAACCUUCCGAGGUGAAGGAGUUCCUGCACAAGCUGGUCAAGUCCAAGCAGAGCAAGCAGCGGGACUAACCAUGGUUCAAUCAGCAUCAGCAGGACAAAAGCUAGAGCUAACGGAGAUCCAAAGGCAGAUCGUCCCAACGGGCGAGAAGCAAUGACAAUCUCAGGCUUGAUUCGAUCGUCCAUGGCCACGGUGACACGGAUUAACUGAUGACCAGACAUUAAACACCCAGAUUUAACUACAGCAAUCGCAAGGAAAGAUUUUGCUUUUUAUUAAUUUUUUUUAGAGGAGAAUAGAGAGACCAUAGGUAGAGGAAGAAGGAGCCCUAGACUGGAGCCGCCAGAGCCAUGGCGAAGACAGCUCCGCCGUCGGCGCCGGGAGAUCGGCAAGUGGGCCGCGUGGUGGCUUCUAGCCUUCUGUAGGUGGGCUUCUGGGUCUCCAUUGUCAGUGUGUGUAUCGACCUGCCGCCGCGCGGCGGCGGAGGGCAUGAGCGCAUGUUUUGGGCCUACGCUGUUUCACUCAGGGGCCGUUGGCCCGCUUUAAAUUUUAGCCCAUUACAUUUCUGUUA